Drosophila willistoni is the source of this 1984-nucleotide messenger RNA. RefSeq names its product zinc finger protein 184. NCBI's taxonomy places the organism in Eukaryota, Metazoa, Arthropoda, Insecta, Diptera, Drosophilidae. Gene Ontology annotation, molecular function: RNA polymerase II cis-regulatory region sequence-specific DNA binding; zinc ion binding; DNA-binding transcription factor activity, RNA polymerase II-specific. The transcript has 3 exons. Gene Ontology annotation, biological process: regulation of DNA-templated transcription. Gene Ontology annotation, cellular component: nucleus. The record is from RefSeq and is a predicted model, not a curated record. Bases 70 to 1857 code for a protein of 595 amino acids.
CAAACAAACUCAAAUUUGUUAUAUUUUAAAUUGAAAAUAUUUUGCUAAUUUGAGAACACAGAUUGCACAAUGCCGGAAGCUGAAGAUAAGAUAUACCCAGACAUAAACAUUCUGUGUCGAUUGUGUCUAAAAGAACUUGAGAAUUUGGACGAGGCGUACAAAAUCUUUGCCGAAAACGAUCUUUCAAUGCCCAUGAAAUUUAUACAGUGCAUCUCGAUAGAAGCCAAACCCUCGGAUGUUCUGCCCAAAAUUAUUUGCAUUGAUUGUCGGUAUCAAUUGGAAAAGUCGUUUCUGUUCCGCCAGCGUAGCUUGGUCUCAGAUAAAAAGCUGCGGAAGCACUUUCGACUGUUGGCCUUGGGGAAACGAAGUCGCAUUUUUGCCAAGUCGCAGGAGCAGGAGCACGAGGAUUACGAUGACGAGGAGCUAGACUUCGAGGACUCGGUUUCUUUCAUUAAAGAGCAGGAUGAGAAGCGGGAAAAUGCAGCAGAGAAGUGGCGUGAAAAAUUUAAGGAGGAACAAAAGACAGAAAUGGAAAACCUUUUGGCGGCUGCUAAACUCGAACUUAAGAAGAAAGUACGAGUUCAACUGGCCGAGGAAGUACGCAGUGAAGUUCGUGAACAGGUACGGCAGGAUAUCCAAGAGGAGAUGCGUAAUGAGCAGAUGGGCAAAUUGCUCGGAGAGUUGGAAAUCUUUCUGAGCAAAAAAAAAGCCGGCAUAUGGGAAACCAUGAGUUUACCAAAUAAAAAUGACAAGCUGGAACCAGCUCCUAAACGUGUCAUGGAUGAACACCAGCUUUUGGAUAACUCGGCAAUCGAAAUGGAUGAUGAAGAGCUGCCUACUAUAUCUCCUACUCAUGAGUUUCGUGAUGUUAAGAUGGUUAGCGCUGGGGAAUUGGUUAGCACCCAAGACGGUCAAAUUUAUAUUAUUAAUUCUGACACCGUCACCGAGGAGACAAAACCCGUUGAAGAAACGGAGCCUGAAGAUGGAAUUACAUCCUACAACAUCAAUGACGAUGGGGAAAUACAAUUUUGUGGUGAAAAAUCUAGUGAAAUGGAUGAUGUAAUUGGAUUCGACUUGGAUGAUGAUAUGGAAGACGAAGCAGAGGACGAACCACAGCAGCAGGUUUUUCAAUUUGAAGAGGAUGUUGUCAUUGUGCCGAAGGACGAGAAGACCAAUAUUAAACGGCCAUUAAAAGGGCAAACCCGUUCCAAUGAUAUGGUGUGCAAGGAGAGUCCUCACAACAUUCAAACUCCCCUAACUGGCCGAGUCACCGAUACUGUGAAGACUUUCCAAUGUGAUCUGUGUCCUGCGGCGUUUGCCACCCAAAAACUUCUAUCACGACAUUGCAAUGCACAUGCCAAAACGUUGAAGAAAGGAAAAAGCGGGACUCUCAAGUGUCCCACAUGUCAUUUGCAGCUCUCUUGCACUAGUUCACUUAAACGUCACAUGAUUAUCCACACUGGCUUGAAACCCUUUAAAUGCGAUGAAUGUGAUUUAUCCUUUUCACAACGCGAAGUCCUAAAGCGGCACAAAGACACCCAUACAGGAGUAAGGCGUCAUAAAUGUCCAAGUUGCAACAGUUGCUUUGCCCAGAAAUCGAAUAUGCAACAACAUAUUGCCCGGGUGCAUAUGGAAAAUUCUCGCACUCACCAAUGUCAUCUAUGUGAGAGAAGUUUUAGUCAUCUGUCUGGGUUGAGUCGACAUUUAGUUACCCACUCGGGUGUAGUCUUCUCCUGCAAGGAAUGCGGAAGGCAAUUCAAUGAUCGUAGUGCCGUGUCGCGACAUGUCCAGACGGUUCACAAGAUAUUAAAGAAAUCUGUCGAUGAUAAUUCGGAGCUCGAAGAGACUGAUCCUUGAUCGAAGUAGUUGUCUUAUAUUGUGAACUUCAAUUUUUCCAUUGGAAACCUGAUCCUUGAUCGGAGUAGUUGUCUUAUAUUGUAAUCUACCCUUUUAUCAUUGGAAGAAUAUAUAAAAUGAUCAACAA